Cetraspora pellucida is the source of this 2517-nucleotide messenger RNA. NCBI's taxonomy places the organism in Eukaryota, Fungi, Glomeromycota, Glomeromycetes, Diversisporales, Gigasporaceae. The record is from the annotation of a GenBank genome assembly.
AUGAACGAAAAUUUAAAGCGAAUGUUCAGUUCUGUUGAUCGAGGAUCACGUAAACGAAUAGCACUUGAACAAUCAUGGAAAAUGAAUUGUUCUCGUCCCACAAUUCCAGAACAUUCGUUUAAAACUAUCGCAUUACUUGCUGGUUGCAGUGUUGAAGAAGUUAAAGAAUAUUUUGAGGCACAGCGAAAUUCCAGUAUGAAUGAUUUUUCAGAUAAUGACGACCAAUCAUCUGAAGAUGGGUAUUUUUCUGAAGACAAAACUCUAUUGGAUAUGUUGUAUGAGGAUCAAUCUUCAGAUCAGGAUUUUUUCCUUGGUGAAUCGAAUUUGUCUACGUCAGAUUGUCAUCAGAACUUUUCUGCAGAAAAUUUGCGAAAGCGAACAAUCAAACAUGAAGCGAGAGAUGCCCCCUCUUUCAAACGCAUAAAAUGUCCCAAUGUAUAUCAUAGUGAUACUGACGCCUCAUCCAUAAAAUCUCGAUAUGAAUUAAUAAAUGAUUCUGACAGUUCGAGUUCACAUGAAAAUUCCCAAAGUGAAAUGGAAAUCGUGUGUGAAAAUUCAUUAAAUGAAACGUAUGAUUCUGAUUUUGUUUUGAAUGGAAUGGAAGACACUGAAGAUUUCCUAAUUGACAAUGGUCAAGAUUUGUCAGAAUCAUCUAACAUUCAUUUGCAAAAAAAGCCUUGCUAUAUCUCGCCCUAUGAUCGUUUUGAUGCUUGUAUUUCAUGUUUACCUAGUAGUGAAGAACAGUGUCGGUUUCAAAAUUUUCGAGUUUUUAACCAGUUUUCAUCGGACAAAUCUUAUCCAAGGAUUUGUUUCUCUUCUAACAAUAAGCCACUCCCGAAAUUCACAUAUAAUAAUAUCAUUUCGUCUGAUAAAAAUGAUCAAUAUAUUCGGAAGACUAUUGCAUCAACAUUCCGAAAUAUUUUAUUGAAAGAACAUUAUCAUUUAAAAACUUUUAAAAAUGUGAUGAUUUGCCGCGUUUUAGAAUCGGAUAUUCGUCAUCUUUGCGAUCAUUGUGUGACAACAAUUUUCAAUGGAUAUUGGAUGUGUUCGUUUUGUGGUACAGAGAUUUGUCUUGAUUGUUAUAGUGAAUGGGAUGAUUUUUCGAAAUCCAGGUGUAAAAAGGGUCGAGUACACAACAAAGAAAAUUAUUUUCCAAUCUCACAUCUUACACAACACGAUGUUCAAAUUCUUCUUGACAGUGUGUCAAGUGUAAUCUCUAAAAAAAAGGACAAAACUAAUGAAAAUUUGACACGAUCGCAUAUUUUACAAACUAAGUGGAUUGACGGAGAAAUGGAUAUUGAUCAGUUUCAAUACAUGUGGAAAAUUGGACAUCCAUUUAUGAUUUCUGGUUUUUAUGAAAAACUCACUCAUCGUCUAUGGACUCCUAAAUAUUUUUCAAAACAAUUUGGUGAUACUAUUUGUUCAUGUAUUGAUGUAGUCACGAAAACAUCACGUAAAUUAAAAGUUGGUGACUUUUUUUCUGGAUUCAGUUAUUCAAGUCAAAAUGAAAAAGGCAAAAAUCGUGGUCCUUGUCUAAAAAUAAAGGACUGGCCACCUAAUGAGGAUUUUGCCAAAGCAUUCCCUCUGCACUUUAACGAUUUUAUGUUUGCACUGCCUUUCAAAAGAUAUACACAUCGUAAUGGAGCUUUUAAUCUUUCUGCUCGACUUCCUCCUAAGACGAAUCCUCCUGACCUCGGGCCUAAAAUGUAUAAUGCUUAUGGAUCAACAGAUGAAGUUGGAGGAAAAGGAACAACAAAUCUUCACCUUGAUAUGACCGAUGCUGUUAAUCUUAUGGCCUAUGCUACACCUCCUGAACAACGUUCCAAAUACGAGCGACAGUUCUUACAUGCAGCUGUUUGGGACAUUUAUAAAAUGGACGACCUUCCAUUGCUGUGUAAAUUUUUACGAAAAGUGGCAAGAGAACGAGGGGUUGUAAUUGAUCACCCAAUUCAUGAUCAAUGUUUUUAUCUUGAUGAGGCUUUAAGAAAACGACUUCUAAAAGAAUAUGGUAUUAAAGGUGUUAGAAUUUACCAAAACCCUGGAGACGUAGUAUUUGUACCUGCAGGAUGUGCACAUCAAGUUUGUAAUUUCACAAGUUGCAUAAAGGUGGCAUUGGACUUUGUUUCUCCUGAAGGAGUUGAAAGAAGUUAUAAAAUAACAAGACAAUUCCGAAAGCUAAUGCCAGAUCAUAAGCGUAAAGAGGAUAUUUUGCAACUCUCAAACAUUCUUUUUCAUACUUGGAUAACAGUUAAUUCGAGGAAAGGUUUUGAGACUAAAUCGCAAAAUAAAAAAUCGUUAAGAAUCUCCCAGAAACAUCGUCAAGAAUUUCCAGAAACGUCAUCAAGGACCUCCAGAAAUGUCAUCAAGGACCUUCAGAAAUGUCAUCAAGAACUCCUAGAAACGUCGUCAAGAACUUCCAGAAAACUCCAAGAAACGCCGUCAAGAAUUCCAGAAAAGUCGCCGCACAAUCGUUGUCAAGAACUCCUACAAUCGUCAUCAAUAACUCCAAACAAAUAG